UCCUCUAGUGACAUCAGUCGACCUGCAUCUCUCCGCUACCCUUGUCUUUAUAUUAGAGAGGCGGUGAUGGUAGUGACGUCCCUGGUGUUGUUGGUGGCUGCUGGGUUGUGUGGAGGAGUCCUCCUGUUACCAACACCAGAUGCUAAACAAGACAGCCCUUCAUCAGUGGUGGGGCUCGUGGAGGCGGUGAUGGCGACAGUGACGUAUUCCGAUUAUUCAGUCUUUCUCCUCAUGGAUGGCAGCACCUCCCCCUCCACUGUCUACAGUUUGGUAGAUUAUCUACGGAUCCCUGGAGGUGUUGGGAUCUUUGAGGUAACAGCUGACAACGAGGAACAGUUUUCUCACCUCAUCAUUGUGAUAAAGUUGUUGCGGGAAUUGUCAUCACAAACGACUAUUGUGGUCAUCAGCGACGAAUCAGCCUUCUUUGCCGCCUUUGCUGAGUGGUCCUUCAAGAGCCGCCUCCUCGUGUGGUCAGUAAGGCUCCUCGCCGUCACCCGCCUCUCCCUUCCGGAGCUUCAUCACCUACAUGGUACAUUCUCAAAGAUGAACGCCAUGUUAGCCAUCGUCAAUGACAUUUCAGCAAAUAUCAGGUGCAGCAUAUACGUACACCUCCCGUACAGCCCUCCGGGAACCCAGGCGUUGAAGGUUGCCUCCUGGACGCCCCUUCGUGGCCUCACUCUUACCACUCAUCUCCCGCUCUUCCCUGACAAGUUCUCCAAAUUUUCUCACAGGCCAACACUGCUGGCGGCGUCAGAGGGGAACCCAUUUAAUAAAAUGAUUAUAAUCAAGGACCCUGAAGCCCCCGAGAGACAGAGGCUCAAGUUCAAGGGUCCUCUCCCAAAGCUGCUGGAUUGCCUCGCUGAAGCUUUCAAUUUUACUUACAGAUAUGUGAGGCCUCCUGAUAGGGUAUGGGGCGUUAAGCUUGACAAUGGGUCCUGGAACGGUAUGGUGGGCAUGGUGAUGAGGGAGGAAGUAAGCAUAGGUGUUGGUCCAUUCAUACUCAAUAAAGCCCGCGCAGAAGUUAUGGACUUCACUGUUCCAAUACUGACGGACUACUGGAGGAUCCUGGGUGCUCGAGGGAGGCCAGAGGUGGACCCGUGGGGCUUCCUGCUGCCCCUGGCGCCGCUGGUGUGGGUGACCAUCCUGACGGCGCUGCUGGUGUUAGCAGUGAUGGUGUACCUCAUGUCCUCAUGCUUCUCUCCCUUGACCAAAAGUCAAGGGACUUGGCUACAGAUCAUAUUCUCUUACUCCCGCAUACUGCUACAACAAGAUAUCUUGGUGUCUGAUGACUGGUGGUGGGAACGAGUAGUGUUGGCGGUGUGGAUGUUGAUGACGCUGGUGUUAACACGGAGCUACGCCGGCAACCUCAUGGCCCUCCUGGCCGUGAGGCACAUUUCAGAGCCUUACCACAGCCUGCGGGAGGUGCUUGAUGACCCAUCGGUUACCAUGUUGUGGUUAAAAGACACACCUGUCUCGCGUUACCUGACAACUGUUGAAUCUGGCAUAUUCCGUGAAAUCGGCGACCUGGAGAGGGAAGGCCGCCUCUUAUGGAGAACACAUCUACAGUUUACAAAGGAUAAAGACACCUGGGUGAGGAGGGGCACCCACGUUCUCAUGGACGUGCAUAAUGGCUUGACAAUGUCUAUAGCUAAGGACUUUACAGAAACAGGAGAAUGUUCAUUUUAUGAGUCAAAAGAAGAAUUCCUGCCUUUAAUAUUUGCCAUGGUGGGCCUAAGUCCACUUGUGCCAGCUUUGAGUAAGAGAAUAACGUCAAUAACGGAAGCUGGGUUAUUUUUCCACUGGAUUAAAAGUGAAGACUCAAACUCAACUGUGUGUCACCGCGUUCCUACCAAGGUCACUGUCAAGACAACUCUCUUAUAUAUGGGUAAGUUAUCCUUGAAUACCGUCAGUUCAAGCAGUGUAACUUAUAAUGUACACAGUCCCCCCCAUGCCAUGUCAUGA
Homarus americanus (American lobster) is the source of this 1962-nucleotide messenger RNA. Its product is annotated as probable glutamate receptor. The transcript is spliced from 13 exons. NCBI's taxonomy places the organism in Eukaryota, Metazoa, Arthropoda, Malacostraca, Decapoda, Nephropidae. Gene Ontology annotation, cellular component: membrane. The coding region runs from base 67 to 1962 and encodes 631 amino acids. The record is from RefSeq and is a predicted model, not a curated record. Gene Ontology annotation, molecular function: glutamate-gated receptor activity.